Messenger RNA from Suhomyces tanzawaensis NRRL Y-17324, 2229 nucleotides. RefSeq names its product protein kinase. The record is from RefSeq and is a predicted model, not a curated record. The transcript has a single exon. NCBI's taxonomy places the organism in Eukaryota, Fungi, Ascomycota, Pichiomycetes, Serinales, Debaryomycetaceae. Gene Ontology annotation, molecular function: protein kinase activity; ATP binding. The coding region runs from base 1 to 2229 and encodes 742 amino acids. Gene Ontology annotation, biological process: protein phosphorylation.
AUGUCUAUAGUCCCCUACAAUGCCAACAACGAGAUCCUUUACCACGACCCCAUCCAUGGCAUCCUAGUCCUUCACAACAACCAGUACAACUCGAUCCUGUUGCUUUCCACCAAAACCCCAGGCUUUCCAGGCUUAGGCGGUGGAACAAGACCUGGCGGCAAUGGACCCUCCAACCACACGUUUCCAGGAACCAGUUCUGGCCACACAUUUCACGACCAGUUUCCAGGGUUUUCCCAGCCCAACGCCUGUCCCAACUGUGGGUUUCAAUGGGCACCCAAUACCAAUCCAUUCCGGCUGCAAACCAGGCGAUCAGGCGAUUCCACCUCCAGCUUGGCCAGAGUGCCUAGCGUGGAGCAGACAGACCAUCCACCAAAUAUGCUCUACGGAAACUCCCAGGAGUUUAUCCGCCACGAUUACUUCAAGUUGCUAGGUCAAUUGUCCCAUACAAGCGAACACGAGUCCAAGUCUCGAGUCCACCAUUCCCUUCCGCAAGACAUCUUCAACCAGGGAUACUUCAAGCGGUUUUUCAAGAAAAUUCCUCCCUACACUUUGGGGUCGGGAGCUCAUGCCCAGGUCUAUAAGGUAAACCAUGUACUCAACGAUAUCAAGCUUGGAACUUACGCUGUGAAACGAAUCAGCGUGGGCAACAAAAUUGAGUUGUUAGAGCUGGUUCUCAACGAAGUGUUGAUUCUCUACGAGCUUUCAGUCAAAGGCGCCAACGAGAACAACUUGAUACGCUAUAACCAUGUUUGGUUGGAAUUGGGUGACAUCCUGGACCUGGCAACCUACCUUUUGCCAAACGUGGGCGAGAAAAUCAAGGGCGAGAAUGCAAGAGUCCCAUACGUGUUUAUACUUCAGCAGUACUGUGAUGGUGGUCAUUUGGAGGACUUGAUUUCCACCCAUUACAAGUUGGAAACGACAAUGUCUUGGAAAGAAAAGGUGACCAAGGAAAGACUCAAGAGACGCAGCAGUCGUCUGGGACCUACUGUGCCUGAUCCAGAGAAGAAAUGGUUGAGCGAAGUCGAGAUAUGGAAGUUCUUCAAGGAUAUCACAAAUGGGGUAAACUACUUGCAUCUUCACGGAAUCCUCCACCGUGAUCUCAAGCCUUCGAACUGCUUGCUUGACGAAAAAUACAUUAAAGAUGGUAUCCCCGACACAAUAGAUCUGCAGAAUUUUGAGAGUGCAAUAAAACGUCUUCCAAAAGUCUUAGUUUCUGAUUUCGGGGAAGGUAAAUUCAUCGACAAGCAUUCUUUACCCGAAUCAUUCAAAAUCGAAGAAGAAAGACAGGGAAAUACUGGAACAUUGGAAUAUACUGCACCGGAGUUGUGGCUCUUCUCCAAUUAUGAUCCAGCGUUGGGCUUGGGAAAUGGAAAAUACAUCAAUGACUUUACCUACGAAAGUGACAUUUACUCGUUGGGGCUUAUCUUGUGCUACUUGACAGUGGGAACUUUGCCAUUUUCGAGUCUCAUAUCAGGGGAAACCGAUCCACAGGUAAUUAGAACCCAGAUCAUAGAUUGGUACUUUGCAUUAAGCAAGGAAAGUUUCCGUGAAUGGUAUGUCGAAUCCCUUCAACAAGUCGGAGGAAAUAAUUCUGGGGUUUGCAACCAUGAUUUCGAGAAGCUUAUAUACAUGAUGAUAAAGGGUGAUGAUGGGGAGGAUGUUGGAAACUAUUCCCCACGAAAUAGAGCAUCAGCUGGGGAUGUAUUGAAGUACUUAGAUACCAUUAAGACAGAAAAGCUAUUUGCAUCCGAAGAGGAUUUAAAUUAUCAUGAAACAUCCAUUGGUACUGAAAGGCCAGAAAAAUACCCACAUCUCAGCUUAACAGAAAUGACUGAUCCUUUGGGCCGUAUCGAUACGCGCAGCAUCGAAUCUUUAGAUGACGAUGAUGAGAUCAACUUGACUGUAUCUGAGGAGCCGCUUGAAUCGGCCCAAAAGGUUACAGAGAAUACAGAUAUUGCCGGGAAUACCUAUGUUCUAAUACUAAUUAUCAAUUUCCUAGUAUUAGAGUAUAUUUCUGCCACAGUAGAAAGCACUUCAAGAUGGGUGUUGGUGACUGCAAAGGCAAUGAAUUACUUGGGAUUCUGGAGCCAUUGGAAGCUAGAAGCUAGGUUCUGGAGGUAUUUGAUGUUGGUUCUGGCCACCAUACUGGUUUUUGCGAUAGCGACAGUAGCAUAUACCAAUGACUCAUCCACCUUCCAUGAGUUGUGGCCUACCUCAGAUAACAAUUAG